AUGGAAGAGUAUCCUGAGAGCACGGAAGAGUAUCCUGAGAGCAUGGAAGAGUAUCCUGAGAGCACGGAAGAGUAUCCUGAGAGCAUGGAAGAGUACCCUGAGAGCACGGAAGAGUAUCCUGAGAGCACGGAAGAGUAUCCUGAGAGCACGGAAGAGUGUCCUGAGAGCACGGAAGAGUGUCCUGAGAGCACGGAAGAGUGUCCUGAGAGCAUGGAAGAGUGUCCUGAGAGCAUGGAAGAGUAUCCUGAGAGCAUGGAAGAGUAUCCUGAGAGCAUGGAAGAGUAUCCUGAGAGCACGGAAGAGUAUCCUGAGAGCAUGGAAGAGUAUCCUGAGAGCAUGGAAGAGUAUGCUGAGAGCAUGGAAGAGUACCCUGAGAGCAUGGAAGAGUAUCCUGAGAGCAUGGAAGAGUAUCCUGAGAGCACGGAAGAGUAUCCUGAGAGCACGGAAGAGUAUCCUGAGAGCACGGAAGAGUAUCCUGAGAGCAUGGAUGAGUAUCCUGAGAGCAUGGAUGAGUAUCCUGAGAGCAUGGAAGAGUAUCCUGAGAGCAUGGAAGAGUAUCCUGAGAGCACGGAAGAGUAUCCUGAGAGCACGGAAGAGUAUCCUGAGAGCAUGGAAGAGUAUCCUGAGAGCACGGAAGAGUAUCCUGAGAGCAUGGAAGAGUAUCCUGAGAGCAUGGAAGAGUAUCCUGAGAGCAUGGAAGAGUAUCCUGAGAGCACGGAAGAGUAUCCUGAGAGCAUGGAAGAGUAUCUUGAGAGCAUGGAAGAGUAUCCUGAGAGCAUGGAAGAAUAUCCUGAGAGCACGGAAGAGUAUCCUGAGAGCAUGGAAGAGUAUCCUGAGAGCACGGAAGAGUAUCCUGAGAGCAUGGAAGAGUAUCCUGAGAGCACGGAAGAGUAUCCUGAGAGCAUGGAAGAGUAUCCUGAGAGCAUGGAAGAGUAUCCUGAGAGCACGGAAGAGUAUCCUGAGAGCAUGGAAGAGUAUCCUGAGAGCAUGGAAGAGUAUCUUGAGAGCAUGGAAGAGUACCCUGAGAGCAUGGAAGAGUAUCCUGAGAGCAUGGAAGAGUAUCCUGAGAGCAUGGAAGAGAACCCUGAGAGCAUGGAAGAGUAUCCUGAGAGCAUGGAAGAGUAUCCUGAGAGCAUGGAAGAGAACCCUGAGAGCAUGGAAGAGUAUCCUGAGAGCAUGGAAGAGUAUCCUGAGAGCAUGGAAGAGUAUCCUGAGAGCAUGGAAGAGUACCCUGAGAACAUGGAAGAGUAUCCUGAGAGCACGGAAGAGUAUCCUGAGAAGGACGAGGAGGACGAUGAGGAGGAGGACGAUGAGGAGGAGGACGAUGAGGAGGAGGACGAUGAGGAGGAGGACGAUGAGGAGGAGGACGAUGCUGAAAAUUCACAAAAACAAAAGUUGAGUGCGUGA
This is a messenger RNA of Procambarus clarkii (red swamp crayfish), 1407 nucleotides long. NCBI's taxonomy places the organism in Eukaryota, Metazoa, Arthropoda, Malacostraca, Decapoda, Cambaridae. The record is from RefSeq and is a predicted model, not a curated record.